CGUCAUGGGCUUCAAACUGUCGUGAUUAGUUAUAUUUCCGGCCCGAGAGAACAGAGGUGUCUCCUCUAACCCUAAUCAACUUCGGGCAAAAGAACGAAGGUCGUAUCUCCGCAUCCUUCGACGGCGACUUGAUGUCGUUUCUGCUUUCUCUUACCUUCUGAAACGGUUUAAGUAAAGAGUUUGUGUUUAAUCUCAUUGACUACGUCGUCUUCAAUGCUCUGUUUCGAUCUGAAAGUCGGUGAUUUCAGUAUAAAUAUGUGCUGCGAGAAUGAGACGGCCCAGUUUGUUUGAGGGAGUUGAUCCCGCUUUAGAGGAAUUAAUCAUUAAUCAGAUGUUCCUCCAUUUUAACUACUGGGACGAACUUCUUGAUAUGCAAGACGUUAUGGGGACAGACCUGAAAUGGGCCGCAACUCUUGUGGCUCGGCAUCUGCUUGCGGCUGCAGACCGUUACGCUCUCCAGCGGCUUAGAACAAUCUGCGAGUCACAACUCUGUGAAGGGAUCAGCAUCAACACUGUUGCAACCAACUAUGCUCUAGCAGAGCAGCAUCAUUGUUUCCAGCUGAAAUCUGCUUACCUCAAAUUCAUAUCUUUGCCAGAAAACCUAAAAGCUGUGAUGGAAACGGAUGGGUUUGAUUAUCUAAAGGAAGGCUGCCCUUGCUUACUAAGUGAGCUGUUGGAGUAUGUGGUUAGGCUGAGUGAGCAUUCUUUAGCAUCUUUAGGGCAUGGGAAGGAGUUAUAUGUUGAUGGCUGUGACGUGAUGGGAGACGAGUGAAGCAAAGUAAACUAACUCUUGAGGGAGAGAGAGUGACUAAUGUUGGAGAACAUUUGGUGAAACAGAAUUGUAGAAGAGUCGUGAUUUGUGUAUUCGUCAUUUGUAAAAGGAUUAGUGAUUGUGAUCUGUGUUGUCCAGUAAGUAGUGUGUAAAAUGUUUUUUUUGUA
Molecule: messenger RNA, 939 nt
Organism: Brassica napus (rape)
Lineage: Eukaryota; Viridiplantae; Streptophyta; Magnoliopsida; Brassicales; Brassicaceae
Product: BTB/POZ and MATH domain-containing protein 2-like
Exons: 4
Coding region: 269-772 (167 amino acids)
Biological process (GO): protein ubiquitination
Source: RefSeq, a predicted model, not a curated record